UUUGGUGGGAAAACUGUAUAUGGCAUCCGUGUUUAUAAGAUGAAAAGCUUGUUUUCCCAGAUCACGUGAAUAUGACGUCAAAUGAACAGAACUUCUAACGUGUGAUAUCUUGUCGUGUACAAGACAAGACACGAUGGAAUAUAUAAAGGGUAUUCCUGUUGACCAUGCCCUUUAACAUAUUAUAAUUUCCGUUGUGUGGAUUGGUUGUCCUCUGGUAGAGAAGGAAGAUAAAUUCGGAUCGAAUGGGUUCUCGGUCAGGAAACGGUAGGAGGCAUGUUUUGGAUAAUCUCAGUAUGUCAAAAGAGACUUCGCACAUUCUGAACGGUGGCUGGCUAUCUUUUGUGCUUACUAACAGUGAUCAAGAUACAAUGAAAGAGACCGAAGAUUGUUAUCACCAUAAUAGCGCAUCCAUCAGUUUGGAUAAGGAUCGCAUCAUUAGUUUGUCGUCCUCCAGAGAAACGUGUCUCAGUUCUUACAGCAGAAAGCCGCUUCCUAAAAACGCUAAGACACAACAGUUUAUUAUGAUGAGUUCUAUGUAUGCCCAACUUUUGGUAGUCAUUUGUGUGGUAUUUUUUACAUCGGAAAUCGUAACUCCUCAUGUACCUUUAUUUUACUUUGAGGGAUUUUAUAUGUUUCUUUAUUCCGUGAGUUUGUUGUUUUUGUUCUACGUGUAUAUUUAUCUACUGAGAGAUCCGCAUAUAGGCCUACCGAGUACACACAUGAAAUCUAGCAAACUUAGUAUUUUGGAUAGUUUGAAGAAAAUAACCGAAAAAUCACCGAAAUUAGAAGUAGGAGAUGGUCCAAUUCCACCUCGGUUAAAAAAACAUCGAGUUUCAGAAAAUGACCGGAGUCACGGCAGCCUUUUUCUUAGAAUCGGUGCCAUUGCAUUCGGCUUGGGUACAAUGGUCUAUAAUGGCUUGGAAUUUGGAUCUUUUUUCGAGUAUCCAUCUACGUCUCCUUGUUACAGCAUCCUAUUAGGAAUUAAUCCAAUUUUACAGAUGAUGUUUACCUUCGCUCAGAUGUACUUCAUUUUCGUUAAUGCACGGUUAAACAUCCACAAAUUUAAAGUUUUGGCUAGGUUUGGUCUCAUGCAUGUAGUAGCUACCAACAUCUGCGUUUGGAUUAGAACGUUAGGCAAGGAAACUCUGCAAGAAAUAGCUGAUCAUCAAUUAAAAACUGGAAAAGGUAGCAGUUUAGAAGAGCUUAUUCUUCCUUUUAGAGAGAAUUAUACUGGCAAUCGAAGUAAUCCAUGCCUGAAGCAUGAUAUUAUGGGAUCAAUAGUUUCUGAUUCGUCUCCAUUUCUUUAUCCAUUUAUUGUAGAAUAUAGCCUGAUAGGAGCGGCUGUUCUUUACGUAAUGUGGAAAAAUAUCGGCAAAGAUCCAAUUUUUCAAGUAGAAGCAAAUAGCGAAGACGGAAUAUCUAGGACUUCUAGCUCUCAAUCAGUACGUUCAGUUAAUUGUGCAGGAUCCAGUAAAGGGCUCUUCUUCGGGUUGUUGAUGUUGGUUGCAGCUACCAUUUGUUUGAUUGUCUUCUUUGUCCUAAUUCAGCAUAAUAAGUAUAAUUUACUCGCAAUCUAUCUAUCAGAUUUAUCUCACGGAGCAAUUAUGAUCUUGACUAUUUUUGCAAUUAUUAUCGGUUUCUACAGAGUCCGGUCUCUGCGUUUUCAAUCUGAUCGCCACGAUCAUCUAAGAGAAAUUUUACUAAGAAUAGCAGCUUUUGGUCUAUACAUGUAUGCUAUGUUUAGUAUAAUUGCUGGUUCUCUGUCUGCUAUGGAUCACACUCCUAAUCUUCUAGUUAUGGUCACUAGUGGAUUGACUAUAAUUCAAGUAACUUUACAAUCAUUGUUUAUUGCUGAAGUCACAUGCCGUACUACAUAUUUACCCGAACAUGAUCAAACCAAACCUGGAAGACAAGUAGUAACAUUUUUAUUAAUGGGUAACAUGACUUUGUGGAUAAUAUACACUUUUGAGAUGCAAAAAGUAGAAGCCAGCCCAGUACAAUUAGGUUUUUACGGAUUUUUAGCAUGGUCAAUUAUAAUCCGCGCAACACUUCCUUUAAGCAUUCUCUAUCGGUUUCAUUCUUCCAUAACGUUUGCGGAGAUAUGGAAGAAUUCUUAUAAAGCUGUUGCUUCAUGGACACAACAGUUUAUUAUGAUGAGUUCUAUGUAUGCCCAACUUUUGGUAGUCAUUUGUGUGGUAUUUUUUACAUCGGAAAUCGUAACUCCUCAUGUACCUUUAUUUUACUUUGAGGGAUUUUAUAUGUUUCUUUAUUCCGUUAAUCAGUCGUUUAUACAUGAUAUUGAAAUGGAAAUUUUAUAUUUUAGGACACAACAGUUUAUUAUGAUGAGUUCUAUGUAUGCCCAACUUUUGGUAGUCAUUUGUGUGGUAUUUUUUACAUCGGAAAUCGUAACUCCUCAUGUACCUUUAUUUUACUUUGAGGGAUUUUAUAUGUUUCUUUAUUCCGUGAGUUUGUUGUUUUUGUUCUACGUGUAUAUUUAUCUACUGAGAGAUCCGCAUAUAGGCCUACCGAGUACACACAUGAAAUCUAGCAAACUUAGUAUUUUGGAUAGUUUGAAGAAAAUAACCGAAAAAUCACCGAAAUUAGAAGUAGGAGAUGGUCCAAUUCCACCUCGGUUAAAAAAACAUCGAGUUUCAGAAAAUGACCGGAGUCACGGCAGCCUUUUUCUUAGAAUCGGUGCCAUUGCAUUCGGCUUGGGUACAAUGGUCUAUAAUGGCUUGGAAUUUGGAUCUUUUUUCGAGUAUCCAUCUACGUCUCCUUGUUACAGCAUCCUAUUAGGAAUUAAUCCAAUUUUACAGAUGAUGUUUACCUUCGCUCAGAUGUACUUCAUUUUCGUUAAUGCACGGUUAAACAUCCACAAAUUUAAAGUUUUGGCUAGGUUUGGUCUCAUGCAUGUAGUAGCUACCAACAUCUGCGUUUGGAUUAGAACGUUAGGCAAGGAAACUCUGCAAGAAAUAGCUGAUCAUCAAUUAAAAACUGGAAAAGGUAGCAGUUUAGAAGAGCUUAUUCUUCCUUUUAGAGAGAAUUAUACUGGCAAUCGAAGUAAUCCAUGCCUGAAGCAUGAUAUUAUGGGAUCAAUAGUUUCUGAUUCGUCUCCAUUUCUUUAUCCAUUUAUUGUAGAAUAUAGCCUGAUAGGAGCGGCUGUUCUUUACGUAAUGUGGAAAAAUAUCGGCAAAGAUCCAAUUUUUCAAGUAGAAGCAAAUAGCGAAGACGGAAUAUCUAGGACUUCUAGCUCUCAAUCAGUACGUUCAGUUAAUUGUGCAGGAUCCAGUAAAGGGCUCUUCUUCGGGUUGUUGAUGUUGGUUGCAGCUACCAUUUGUUUGAUUGUCUUCUUUGUCCUAAUUCAGCAUAAUAAGUAUAAUUUACUCGCAAUCUAUCUAUCAGAUUUAUCUCACGGAGCAAUUAUGAUCUUGACUAUUUUUGCAAUUAUUAUCGGUUUCUACAGAGUCCGGUCUCUGCGUUUUCAAUCUGAUCGCCACGAUCAUCUAAGAGAAAUUUUACUAAGAAUAGCAGCUUUUGGUCUAUACAUGUAUGCUAUGUUUAGUAUAAUUGCUGGUUCUCUGUCUGCUAUGGAUCACACUCCUAAUCUUCUAGUUAUGGUCACUAGUGGAUUGACUAUAAUUCAAGUAACUUUACAAUCAUUGUUUAUUGCUGAAGUCACAUGCCGUACUACAUAUUUACCCGAACAUGAUCAAACCAAACCUGGAAGACAAGUAGUAACAUUUUUAUUAAUGGGUAACAUGACUUUGUGGAUAAUAUACACUUUUGAGAUGCAAAAAGUAGAAGCCAGCCCAGUACAAUUAGGUUUUUACGGAUUUUUAGCAUGGUCAAUUAUAAUCCGCGCAACACUUCCUUUAAGCAUUCUCUAUCGGUUUCAUUCUUCCAUAACGUUUGCGGAGAUAUGGAAGAAUUCUUAUAAAGCUGUUGCUUCAUGAUCGAUCAGUUCCUGUUUUAUAAUUUUUUAUCUUU
Molecule: messenger RNA, 3987 nt
Organism: Centruroides sculpturatus (bark scorpion)
Lineage: Eukaryota; Metazoa; Arthropoda; Arachnida; Scorpiones; Buthidae
Exons: 14
Coding region: 243-3953 (1236 amino acids)
Biological process (GO): proton transmembrane transport
Cellular component (GO): membrane
Molecular function (GO): proton channel activity
Source: RefSeq, a predicted model, not a curated record